GAAUUCGUUGCAUUUGCGAAAUUUGUGUAGCUCAAGGAAGUUUUAUCACAACUACUGCUUAUUUGUGUUAAAUAAUUGUUCAUAUUUAUUUCACACCUUCAAAGUUUCCACAUAAAAACCCGCAGCAAGAUGAUGCGCUAUGAGGGAGACGAAAAAUUGGCGGAUACCACUGCCUGUGCUGGUGUUAGAGCGGAUCUGAAAAUGUGCCUGCUAGAAAGUGAUUGCUGUCGUAUUGAUAAGCACACACCGCGUGAGUGUCUCAAAGCAAACAAUGUGCCCGAGGAAUGUCAAGUGCUGAGGAACCUAUUCUUCGAGUGCAAACGUUCAAUUCUUGAUAAUAGACAACGGUUCCGAGGACGAAAGGGUUAUUGAUUGAUACUAAUACUAUAAAUAUUCAAUGUUGUUGCGACUUCAAUAAGUUUUUACUGUAUUUUACUUUUAUUUCAUAAUUCAAAUAAAAAUAUACAUUAAAUAUUAACUUACAUUGUA
Molecule: messenger RNA, 489 nt
Organism: Bactrocera neohumeralis
Lineage: Eukaryota; Metazoa; Arthropoda; Insecta; Diptera; Tephritidae
Product: cytochrome c oxidase assembly factor 5
Exons: 3
Coding region: 130-372 (80 amino acids)
Biological process (GO): mitochondrial respiratory chain complex IV assembly
Cellular component (GO): mitochondrion
Source: RefSeq, a predicted model, not a curated record